Closterium sp. NIES-67 is the source of this 4350-nucleotide messenger RNA. The record is from the annotation of a GenBank genome assembly. Lineage: Eukaryota; Viridiplantae; Streptophyta; Zygnematophyceae; Desmidiales; Closteriaceae.
GCCCGUCUGAUAACUCCAGUCCUAGUCACCUUUUGCGGAGAAGUGCAAACGCCCAUGCGACGCUGCAGUGAGCAGUGCGUUCUGACGUAGCUAAGCGUGAUGCCUACUUCUGCCACCGUCUAAGCGUUUAAGACACGUAUCAGGUCAAGCGGUUUCUCUACCCAGCGUCAUAGUACUACAACUAGUAGUACUACUAUCCUUGGCGCUCGAGGAGGUUGUACUAUCGCUACUAGUAGUACGGUCGGCGAAUUUACUCGGCGCUAUAAAUCUCGGAGUCUUCCUUCUUCAAGACUCAACCCUACUAGCACCGCCGCAAUUUCGAACCGUUGCUCCACUCAUAGUAGUACUAUUUAUCGAGCUCGAAAGGCUCGAAAGGCGUCUUGUAUAUAUCCACCUCGCAACAGAAGAAGACGAAGAAAAAAUAACAUCGCUCUCUGUGUCUCUCUACCCCUCAGAAAUCAAGUUGCGGGCUCCUUUCUUCGAGAGCCUCGUUACUACUACUAGGACGUCACUCACUAGUACUGAGUAGUAGUCACGCCUGACAAACUCUGACAAACUCUGACGGACUCUGACGGACUCUGACUCGGAGUCGUCGGACGGGUGACAUUAUGGACGGCGUUAAGCUGAACCAGCCCAGCGUGCAGUUCCCAUUCACGGUGGGCGCGGACCUCCACGCCACGCUUCAGAUCGUCAACACCGCCAGCAAGUCACGAGCCAUCCGGAUCACACCGGGGAAGGCCAAGGCGUACACAGUGGAGAGGGGGUGCACGUUCCUGCUGCCGCCCAAUGCCUAUGUGGAGAAAGGAGUGACAUGCGCGGCCUUUGCACGCAAGCCCUUCUGGUUCCCCUCCGACUCCUUCACCUUUGAUGCAUUCGCCACCAUUGACGAGCUGGACGCUGCUGCACCCACAGCAGCAGGCACUCUGGGUCGAUUGAGCCUUCCUGUCACAUUCCUGAUAGCACCAACUCCUGCUCCUGCUCCUGCUCCUGUUCCUCCUCCUGCUUCUUGUGCUUCUGAUGCGUCGCUUCCACCACUCGCUCCUGAAGGCCCAGUUUCAAUCUGUCGCAGUUCUAGUGAUGGCGGGGAGUCAGCAGCAGCGCAGGCUGCUUCGGCUGCUGCUGCUGCUGCUGCUGCUGGGCCACAUUCUGGUGCUGCAGGUGGUGAGUUCGUCAGGCGCAGUAGCAGUGCCGAUGCUGGUGCCACUGAAUCCUGUGCGCCUGUCGGUGCGAAAGGUGCGAGGAUGAGUGGUGGGAGGUUUGGCAGUGGGAGGGUGCGCACAAGCAUCACGUCCAUGUACCAACAGGCUAAGGGGAUGCCAGUGCAGCAGCAGCAGCAACAGCAGCAGCAACAGCAACAGGAGCAACAGCAACAGGAGCAACAUAACAAGGAGCGGCAGCAGCAGCAGCAGCAGGAACAGGAGCAGAUCCAGCAGUUAACUGAAGCAGCGACAGCAGCAUCAACAACAGCAGCAGCAACAGCAGCACCAAAAGCAACUGCAGAUGCGGAAAGCACAGCAUCAUCGUCAUCAUCAGUGGCAGCAGCAGCGGCCGCAGUAGUACCGCCAGUCCCAGCAGCCGACCCGCACGAGGGAGCCGCAGCAGCAACAGGAACGACACAUGACAGCAGCAACAACAACAACAACAACAACAACAACAGCAGCAAUGGUAGCAGCAAUGGCAGUACCAAUGAAGACGACGCGAUCGCAGCGCUGGAGGCGCGGCUAGCAGCAGCAGAGCGGGCGGUGGCGGUGCGGGAGAAACUCAUACAGUCCCACCGCGAGGCAGUCGAGUCUCUAGCCAAGAAGCUCGUGGACCGCAAUGAGAUGCUCUGCGCCGCACGUGAGCGAGCCUCACAGCUCGCUGAGGAGGUAAAACUGAGGGAGGCGGCAAUCAAGGCCAUGGCUGAGUGCCAGGCGGAAGCUCAGGUGCAAGUGGAAUCCCAGGGAAACGGUCAGGUGGGGGCUCAUGUGGAGGGGCAGGGCGUGCAGAGCCUGUUCUUCCCGGCCUCCCCCCCGAGGACCCUGCGGGCUGUAGCAGCGGCACCAGGAGAAUCCGCAGCAGCAGCAGCAGCAGCAGCAGAGGAGCGAGAACGGGUGAAGCAGCGGCUGGACGAAGCGGAGGAGAGGGCGGAGCAGGCGGUAAGAGAGAGCAAAAGACUGACGGCAGAGGUGACACGGCUCAUGGCAGAAUCCCGCAGCAACAGGCAGCUGCUGGACGAGUUGGAGAUGGAGAGAACGAGUCACCGGAGGGAGAAGGCGGCAUGGGAGGGGAGGGAGGAGGAGAGGAGGGAGGAGAAGGGGAGAUGGAGGGAGGAGCGGGCGCGGUGGGAGGGGGAGCGCGCGGCCAUGCAGCGGCAGAUGCGCGCGCUGAGGGCAGAGAAGGUGGAGCUGGAGGGGAAGUUCGGCCAGCUGCAGGUGUCGUUCUGCGAGUCGCCCCUAUCCAACGCCUCCUACGCAUCCACCGUGACUGACGACUGCGACUCCUCCGACGCCGACUCAACCAGCAGCAGGACGCUCGGCAGCGGCGGGUGCACAGGGUCAAUCGGACACUCUGGGGAACUGAUUCAGUCAAGCGAAGCAGCGGAGACAAUAGAGGCAGGGGAGGCAGGGGAGGCAGGGGGGCAAUCAGAGGAGCAUUCAGGGGGGCACUCAGGGGAGAGCCUAGGAGGCCAUGUGAGGGGGAGGAUGAGAGGGGAAGCGGCUCAUAGAGACGGGCGGAAGAAGAAGUCCGUGGCAGGGGUGCGGUGGGACAUGCUCCGAAUGGCCGAGAGGCACCGGCAGGAGAUGCGCGAGAUAGAAGAGGAAAUGAGGGAGAAGGACGAGAGGAUUGGCGAGCUCGGGGAGGAGAUACAGAGGCUGGAGGAGCGGGAGGAGGAGAGGGAGGCGGAGAGGAGGCGGAGCGAGGGGGAGGUGAGGUGCCGAUUGGAAGAGAAGGAGAAUGGAGUGAGGGAGAGGGAGGAGAGGGUGUGUGAGUGGGAGCGGAUGGUGGAGGAGAGGGAGGAGCAGGCGAGAGUGUGGGAGUGUAAGGUGGUGGAGAGGGAGGGGGAUUUGCGGCAGAGGGAGGAGCGAGUGAGGGAGGAGGAGGGGAGGUUACGGGAGUGGGAGGCGAGGCUGGGCGAGAGGGGAGAGAGGGGUGAGAGGGCGGAGGAGUUAGAAACGGAGGUGGGGAGGUUGAGAGCGGUGGUGAGGGAGAGGGAGGAGGAAAGGGCGGCGAUGGUGCUUGAGAUGGACCGACUGCAGAUGCAGGUGAACAGCAAGGACGACCAAGGCUCGCUCGCGUAUUCCCUAACCCGUGGGCUCUCUCCUCUGCACCACCAGAUCACGGAUGGGGAAGCAGCGGCUGCUCCUGCCCGUGCCAAUGCCAAUGGCAGUGCCAAUGGCAAUGCUAAUGGCAAUGCCAAUGGCAAUGCUACUGAUCAUGAAGGCCAUGACAAUGCGGAUGGGAGUGGAGAUGGUACCUUCGAGGAGGUCGGGCUGACAGAGGGGAAAGAGCCGUGUGCCAAGCAAGCUGGCGCGGAGCCCACUCUGAGCGACUGGCAGUGGGAGCGGCAGGCUCUACUCUUCCAGGUGCAGUCGCUGCAGCUGCUGCUGCAAGACGCCAGGGAGCUGCUGCGACGGGAGCGAUACCUGAGGCAACAGGCCAACAUGCAGGCGGAGAGGGCUGCUGCAGGCCGCAUGCCUCUGUCGCACCACCGCAGCCACCGCAUCAUGGAGCAGCAGCAGCAGAUACAGCAGCAGCAGCAGAUACAGCAGCAGCAGCCGCAGCAGCCGCAGCAGCCGGACAUGCACAUACCACCCAUCUCUGCACUGCUGCCAGGCAAGGGCAUCCACCCACCCAUGGGCAUCCCUCCUGAUUCGUCGGCUCAUCACCUGGGUUCGGCGAUGGCUUACAACAGCGGAGAGCUGGGAGGCGUGGCUGGUUCCUUGCGUCCUCCCUCUCACACUGAUCUGGACAAAAAGUGCCGCCUGCCAUUGCAUGUGGUUGACCAGAGGGAGCUGCUGCAGCAGCGGCAACAGCAGCACUGGCAGCAGCAACAGCAGUUUCAGUGGCAGCAGCAGCUGCCGCUACCGCAGCAGCCGGAGCAGUGGCAGCAGCAGCAGCAGCAGCAGCAGCAGUGGCAUACGUUUGUAUCGCACAUUCACAGGGAAGGGAAAACCUCACCACACAUGUCUAAUGUGUGAGAGACAUAGGUAACUAUUGCUGCCAGAUUUGAGACCAGCGCUCUCUUUUGUUUCCUAGUAUUUCCAUGUAUGUUUGUGAGAUGGCUUGAUGCCGGGGGUGUUACAUUAUGAGCCACAUAAAUCGGUUUUUGUUUCGUUGUGAUGUACAUUAAUGGUCAUUAUGCUGUGC